CCUACACAGUUUGACUUCCCAUAAUUCAGUGCGCUCAUAAAGUCUUUCGAGAGGACGUUACGCUAAGGGCACAGCAAGAGACCCAUUAUCUUUGACUGAAGAUGGCUGAUGUUAUUGAGGACAAGAUCAAGAAUUACAGAACGGCUCCAUUCGAUUCCCGUUUUCCAAACACUAACCAGACUAGAAACUGUUUCCAGAAUUACCUCGACUUCCACAGGUGUAAUAAGGCUUUGUCAAGCAAAGGGCAGGACAGUUCUCCCUGCGAAUGGUAUCAGAGAGUCUACAAGAGCCUGUGUCCAAUGAGCUGGGUGGAGAAAUGGGACGGACAGAUUGAGGAUGGAAGCUUCCCCGGAAAGAUCUAAAUGGUCGCUGAUACUUUCAAUUCAUGAGCUCCCAACCUUAUGUGGAGUACCUCAUAAUAUGUUAUCCCAAUUUGAUGUCUUAGUUAUUGGUUUGCCUGCUAGAGUACAUCCUACAGUUGCAACUUACAAAAUAAAAACGCACAAUUUCAACUAA
Sinocyclocheilus anshuiensis is the source of this 516-nucleotide messenger RNA. Its product is annotated as cytochrome c oxidase subunit 6B1-like. Bases 102 to 362 code for a protein of 86 amino acids. The transcript is spliced from 4 exons. Lineage: Eukaryota; Metazoa; Chordata; Actinopteri; Cypriniformes; Cyprinidae. Gene Ontology annotation, cellular component: respiratory chain complex IV; mitochondrion. The record is from RefSeq and is a predicted model, not a curated record.